This is a messenger RNA of Zeugodacus cucurbitae (melon fly), 7263 nucleotides long. RefSeq names its product TPR-containing protein DDB_G0280363. Gene Ontology annotation, cellular component: cytoplasm. Gene Ontology annotation, biological process: apoptotic process; regulation of TOR signaling; negative regulation of signal transduction. Lineage: Eukaryota; Metazoa; Arthropoda; Insecta; Diptera; Tephritidae. The transcript is spliced from 4 exons. Bases 4306 to 5469 code for a protein of 387 amino acids. The record is from RefSeq and is a predicted model, not a curated record.
GCCCGUCUGUGUAUGGAAAAAAUCGUUGAUUGUAACGGCCUGGGUAGCCCUAUAAAUAGCAGCACUUUGAGCCGGUCGGAUCCAGUAGCUUCGUAACAACUCUGCUGGUUAAACGUAACGUGGAAAUUGGUUUGUGUAGAACAAGAAGAGGAACAAUUUUUUUUUGAAAAGAACACAAAUAACCGCAACACAGCACGACUACGAAGACGACGUACGACGACCACGACGACGACAGUUCACAGGCAGAGCAUUACAAGCAACCAAAAAUAGACAAAUGACAAAGGACCGCAGUAAAUUGCUUUGAAUACAGUUUUUAGUAAAAUCGGUAAACGGUCAAAAACUAAGUUUCAACCGAAAAUCUGUUAUUCGAAGUAAAAAAAGUAAAACUGUUAAUUUCACAAAGGCAAUAAACCAGCCAGCCAGCAAGAACAGACUUGACAAAUAAACCAAGCAACCAAAUCCAUAGACAUUCAAGCGAAAAUCAAGCCAUAUUUUCAAGCUUUCUUCAAUCAACACACACACACACACACCCAUAUGCGCAACACACAGACAACCGCAACGGAAAACAGCUGACAUAUGCAAUUUUCACUGAGUUUGUUUGAGGCGAUGUAAUUGCGAAAUUUAUGGUGUGAAAUUCUAUUGAGCCAGCCUUCGUACGAUGCACCGCAUUAAAUAGAACAAAUUAAGAAAAAAAACAACAACAACAGACAACAAUUCAACAAAAGCUCAAAACGUAAAUAAUAAAUAAAUAGCCCCAAACAGCGCUCGCGCUGUCCAAUUUGCAAGCAAUAAAAUCGGUUCACUUAACGAGCGGCGAAAGAUGAAAAUGUGAAAUUUCGAAAAUUCAGCAAAGUCCAUAAAUUAAAUUUUUACAGCAGAAAAGUUCUUAAAUUAGCACCAAAGUCAGUAGGAAAAGCAUUAAGCAAGCACACACAGAGAGAGAGAGAGAGCGAGUAAGUACCCCAUUGACAGCGGCAGGCGCAAGAAAACCAGUCAGGAAGCUACCGAACAACAACAACAAGUAACAACCAUUUCAACACGUACCAGCGAGCGAGUGCUCAGCAGUAACAGCCACAGCAACAGCGGCAUGAAAUGAGUGGAAAGCAAAUCAGCUGCAAGCAGUCCGAGCAGUGCAGUGAGUGAGAGCGAGGCUCCAAACGUACAAGCGACAGCUCCAGCCAAAGCAAGGCACGUAAGCGCUGAGCAGCAGCAGCAGUGUAACCGGAGCAAACGAGUGAGACCGCAGCGACGCUUUUGAGCCAAAACAGCAGACCACCGAGCCUUGGAGCUUAGUGCCAGCAACAGCAGCAGUCAGUAGCAGCUGAGAGUGCGUCGAGUAAGCAACGUCUGUGAAAUUGGUGCAAGACGACGUAGAGGAGCUCGCGCAAAGCAACGGAACUUAGCAAAGACGAGACGACGACAACGACGUGGUACAUAGCCAGCCAGCCAGCCAACCGGCCACACGACGCACAGCCAAAGACAAGCAAAGCUACUGUUGUACAAUCAGCCGGCGAAAGGCUGUGUAACGCUGAGGAGAAACGUCGAGCCCAAAAAAAAAAACUUGAAAAGCUGUGUACGUUAUGUUUUCGAGCAGAAGGAAGUGGCAUUUGUGAAAUAAAUCCAUUUUCCCAAACAGUGGUGCAAAGCAACCCACAGAAAGCAGGAAAGCAGUCGAAUUUGCCAUUGAAAUUGUGGUCGCAGCCGGAAAAAGUGCAGACGGUUUUCUGCUUGUUGUAACGCUAAAAUAGAACUCACACAGCGGCACACAGCCAAAGUGCGUGAAAGGAAAAAAGGCAACGAAAAAGCAGCGAAGCAGACGCAAAGCCACAAUAAAAGAGUGCCCCAAGAAACCGCAGUAACGAAGAAAACGAAAAAAAAAAACAAAUCAAGGCGCAGAUAAAAAGCACAAAAGAGCCGACAAAGCGCAGCGGAAAGGCGAAAAUAUUUUACAACAAAGUGCAGUUGUAGUGUGCAGACAAAUUUCCGGCCUACGUGCAGAAGACGUCGAGCAAACGUAAAGAAAACAAGCAGAAACCAGUGCGAAAAGGCUAAAAACCACAAAUUUAAGAAAUAAUAAAAAAGAAAUUAAGUGAUAUUUUAGUGCUGUGAAUGAGACGAAACGGAGUUGACGACGAAGCCUACAAAGCGUAGACACAAGCAGUUACCAAGCAGCUGAGCAAAAAAGCAAAGAAACUCCCACGGGACAGGCAGCCGUUGAGACCGAGACAAAAUUAAGCAGAAAAACGCCGAAAAAGUGACAAAUUUUACAAAAUUUCUAGUGACAAGCAGGCAGUGUAAAUUAGUAGAAGCCUCUGUGCAAUUCGGGAAAUUUAUGUGAAAAGUUUACGUGGCGUUGAUUUUAACGGUAGCGGCUCAAAAGUGGCGUAUUGCAACUUGCGAAAGCGUAAAACAACACACAAGUUCAGGGAAACAAAUCAUUUCAUUUUUUAAAAAAUUAAAAAUACUUAAAAACUUAACCAAUAACACACACAAAUUAAUUAAAUACAAUAACAAUAAAAAGCGAGCAAUUAAUAGAAGAAACGGUUGAAAAUAGGCAGCAAGCGGUGUGCUGAAAUUAUUGCAGAAAAUCUACGAGUGCGCGUACAAAAUUCGCCAAAAUGUAAAUUAAAUUUCGAGAAAAGCGAAAGAUACACGCGUGUUUCAGGCGAGCAAGACACUGAGGCAGAUAUUUACAAAGCAACCGCACGCAACGAGAUAACAGUUAAUUAGUGUAAACUUAAAUGGGAAGCAGCGGUGGAACUAGUACACAACUACUCCUUUUUUAACGCCUUUUUAAACAAGAAUUAAAAUAAUAAAUAAUAAUAAAAAAUAAUAAAUAUUACACAACAAACAAAUUACAACAAAUUACAAAGUAAUGCAAAAGUAGCGAUAAACAAAAUAAAAUGUUUUAAUAAAUAAUAAAACACAAACUAAAAUAAAAUGCAAAAACGCAGCAAAAGCAACUUAGAAUAACAAAUUGAAGCCAGUGUCAGAGCAGAGACAAUUUCAAAUUGCACUUAGUUGUUAUUUUCCAAUUUCGUUUUUGUUAACUAAAGCAUAAAGCAUAAAAAAAUUACAAAAAAAAAAUCUACUAAUAGACACAACAACAAAUAAUCAUUAAUGUUUAAUAAUUGUUAAUUAAAUCAUAAAAGCGAAGAAACUCAGCUGCGUUUUGACCAAAGUGAAACUUCGAGCGACGACAAAGCAGACCGCAGACCGCAGAACGGUUUUCAAAACGCACUUGAGACGGCAGUGAAGUUUGAGGAGAGUAACAGGAGUUAAAAUCGUGAUUUGUGCCGUUUCUUGCAUGCUUUCUUCAAACCUGUGUGUCUUUCAUUUUAAUUAAGAAAAGUAACCGGAAACAGAAACGAAAACAAUUUUUGUGAUUAAAGUGCAUUUCUCUAAGCGUAAUCUAAUUGAGGCAGUAAGAAAUCAUACAUUAUAUAACUAAGCAGUAAAUUAAAAAAAUAACCACACAACAACAACACCAAAAAACACACGACGCUCAAAAGCAAACAGAAAACAAAAAAAAAAUUGCGUAAAAUUGUUAAUUUUGUUUUUCAACUAUCCCCCACGUUCGCUGCAGUCCGCUGCAGCGCCAACAACAUUAAAAUUGGCAACACUACAACAACACGCUACCACAACCACACAACCACAGCAGCAGCAGCAGCAGCAGCUACGGGCACUGCAGCAACAGCGGAAGCGGCACCAACACCAGUCAACGCCGGCAGCAGCAUCACACCCACCACCACAAGCAUUAAGAAUCUCUUUGCGCUUGUCAGCACCGCCAGCGCCGUCAGCGCCGCUGUCGACAUACCGCCCAGUCCGGUCACGGAGGCAGCCGUCGAGGCGACCACAGUCGAUCAGCACAGCAGCGGCUACUUGGACGCGGCGGCUGUUGCCCAACGUCGGCAACAGCAGCGACACAGCGCCAACGGUGAGCGUGCCAGAAGUGUUGCGGCAGCAGCGCAACAGGAGCGAAAGCGGUUUGGAGCGCAGGCUAAAGGCGCGCCUGAAAGUGAAGUCGCGAACGAAGUGGAAACGGAAACAGCGCGGCGACGCGUGGUCAGCGCGAGCGCCAAUAGUGAUAUUGACGACGACAGCGAGGCUGAAGUGGAGCACAGCGAAGCGGCGCCUGCAGACGCGACUGUGUUGGACGAAUUGACGCUGGCCGGUGCGGAGCGUGAGCGCGACGACGACGCGUACGGCGACUUCGAGGCACAAUUCGAGCUGGACGCCGAGCUGGAUCGUCACGCCAACGAUUUGAUCCACAUCGAUCAGGUCUUCGAGGAGCUGCGCCAGAAAAUGGAAGUGCUCUCAGUACAAAAUCAAUAUCAGGGACAAUUCGGUGUCAUCGGUUCAAGCAAAGUGAAAGACUGGGCGAGUCCGCUAACGCCACCACCACCAACCACAACACAAUUGCCAACAACCGGCAAUCAAUUGACCAGCGACAACGUUGUGCACAAUCAACGCAACAACAGCAACAAUAGAAGCAUAAGCUAUAAUCAGCAAGAGUACGCAGAGGAGGAGGAGGAGGAGGAGGACGAGGCGCAGCAGCAGCCGGCGCUGCAGCUGUACGCUGAAGACGCGGAAGAGGGUGGAGACGUUGUGGACGGCGGCAAUUGGUCAGCGCCACAGAAGACGCAUCAACACGAACCGCAGCGACAGCAUCACUUCUACUAUAACAAUCACCAUUACGGUGGAGCCCAAUACAACAACCAACACCACCACCACCAACAACAACAACAUCACCACCAUCACCAAUACCACCAACACCACUACAAUCACUUGGAACAUCACGACAACAAUUACCACCAUUAUCAGCAAAAGGAACAGCAACAGCAACAGCAACAACAACAACAAAAACACUAUACGGAACAACAACAAAAGCGCGCAGCGCACGACAAACAGAAGAAAACACCGCCGACACACAGCGGCAAACAACCGGCUAUGGAGGCCACUUACAACAACAAUCUGUUCUACUAUGAACCACCAGUAGCGGCCGGCAUCACACCGACCGGCUCGCCAACGUCGGGCAGUUGUUUCGGCAGCGCCACUACCGACGUCGAUAUAGCCGCGGUCAAUGAGCUGGCGCAGCGCGUGCAGACGGAGCUGCGGGAUGCGAAGAAACGCCACCUGGACUGCACCGAAGUCUCGCUGCCAUAUGAUCUCAUGCCGCGCAUUGCGGCCGAAAUAAUCAAGGCUUCGGAGCGGGAACCGUGUGGCGUGCGCGGCUGCUCGCUGUACAUCGAUUUCGAGUGUGAGCCCAGCAAUGUGAGACGCAUUGCCUCGUUCAAAGUGGACGACUGCACUGUCUCCACAUUCGAGCUGUAUCUCACGCUGAAGCAGGACAAGAGCGGCUGGACUUCGCUGUUGCCACAGUUUAUCAAAAACCUAACACGCAGCAACACCAUUUUGAUAAGCCCCGAUUUCACGUUGACCAAGAACAAGCUCUACUCCUGCGAUUAGUGCGCGUAAGCAGGCUUGUUCCAGCUGCGGUUUGGUUGCGAGAGGAGAGAAUUCUUUUUUUUUUAUUAACUUAUGUAUGCAUACAUUACCCAUCCAGCGAUCUCAUUUAUUCUCCCUCAGCGCAAUCACACACCAAAUUAACAACAAAUUUACAACAAUAAUAAUUAACCUAACCUAACCUAACAAAAUGGAAGGACCUUGAACGAAGGGCAUCAGAAAUUGGUCAAUUGCGUAGAAUUAGCAGACUUAUGUGCUAUACAUACAAACAAACACACAUACAUACAUAUAUAGAUAUAUGUUAUUAUUAUUAUGAUUUCUUUAAAUAAUCAAAUGGGCGUGGCUUUAACUACAACUACAAAGAAGAUGACAAACAUCAAACAAUUACUACAACAAAACCAGGAACAACGCAUAACGAGAAUACUUUACUUUCUCAACAAUCCCUCCGAAUUUCAUUAUUUUAACUGAACACCACAAAACAAAGAAACGAAGAAGAAGAAGUCGAAAGAGGCAAUAAGUAGAAAAAAAAACAUGCAAAAAAAGCAAAAAAUGAAGAAAAACGAAAAACUGAAAACCUAAAACGUACGCAUAACGGCAAGGGGGCGAAAGGAGUUGGAAGUGUUUGAGAAAGAGAAGUGUGCUCACAGUUUUCACAACAAAUCCCCCCAAUUAAAAUGAAAAUGAAAUAAACUUGGACCACAACACACGCUUUUCGUUACGCCGAACAACAAUUUCGCAGUAAUAGCAACAACAACAACAAUAAUAUAUAGCAAAAAAAAAACAAAUACAACAAUAAAGUGCAACAAAUGCAAAAUGAAAAAUGCAAACAAACUAAUUACAAUACAGCAACAACAACAACAACAUAAACAAUAGAAAAUAUCAACAACCACAACAACAACAGUAACUGCAUAUGCAGUUAACAGCAGCUUAAUUUGGACUGAAAACUCAAGAAAAAGGUGAAUAGUGAAGCAAACAAGAAGGAGGAGGCGGAGGAGGAGGAUGUGGAGUAGAAGUAGGAGGUAAGAAGAACGCACGAGUUGCGUUGCCGACAAAUUACAUAUAUAUUCGCAUAGCGUUAGUGCAGCGUUAGUACAUACAUACAAACAUACACACACACAACCAUACAAAGAAACAAUACAAACAAACAACAACAAGCAUGUGCAUAAACGGUGCACAUACGCUGACACACAAAGCAGCGCAGAGCAGAGCAAGUAAGCAAAGAGGAGAAGAGAAGCAGUAAAAUUAGUGGCUACUAUUUUUGGAAGACUGCAUUCGUUUAGGUGAAGAAGCAAAGAUAAUAUUUGUAAUUUAUAAAAGAAAACAAAAACACAAACAAAAACAAAAAAAUUGAUAACAAAAACAACAACAAAAAGUAUAACAAAGCAACGGACGCCUUAUGGCAGCGUCCAACACUGUAUUUAUGGUAGUAUUACGUGAACAACAACAAAAACAACAAAACAAACAAAUUAGAAAGCCUGCAUGGCGACAGGCUGGCAAACAAACUGUUUAACUUAUUUCCUUUUUCUAUGCAAUGAAUGAACAUUUAAUGGCGAUUUUUUUCAAAAAAACAAAAAACAAAAAACAAAAAACAAAAACAACUACAAAAUUUUUUGGAAAAAAAAAUAAUCAAAAAAAAAGCAAAUAAGAAACUCUUAAAACUUUAAGAAAAUGCGAUGCAAAAACGCAAAAACAAACAAAGUCGAUGUGAUAUUAAUUAAUGAUAACUAAUUCGUAGUAAGAGAGAAACAAAUUAAGAUUAAAUUAAAUUUAAAGAAAACAUAAAAAAAAACAAAACAA